AUGUCUGUUUGGGGCGCUUCCCAGCAAGGAAAAUUUACCCCACGGGAUAUCGCCAAGUCGUUGCGACUUCAGUCUUCAGGUCCUGAUAUCUCGCCCGUGACGCCAGCUAGUGGAUCCAGCGUCAGUCCAUGGGACUCAUCAAGGCAAAGUAGCUGUAUCUGGGGAAAAGAUACGGCUCUUUGGAUCGUGAAAACGAUACCAUUUUCCUUUUUGAACGGUCUAUUGGUAAAUAAUCCAGCAGUACGGAGUAAUUGGAAGGAUGAGGAGAUGUCGCGUGUACCGGCAAAAUGCGAGUUCCAUAAGCCUCUCGUUCCCAUCUCUCUUAUCAAGCAUCUGGAGACCGGCGCUGAGGAGAGUGACACAGCAGAUGCCCGACGCAAACGGAUUUAG
Molecule: messenger RNA, 390 nt
Organism: Coccidioides immitis RS
Lineage: Eukaryota; Fungi; Ascomycota; Eurotiomycetes; Onygenales; Onygenaceae
Exons: 4
Coding region: 1-390 (129 amino acids)
Source: RefSeq, a predicted model, not a curated record